Messenger RNA from Microthlaspi erraticum, 2013 nucleotides. Lineage: Eukaryota; Viridiplantae; Streptophyta; Magnoliopsida; Brassicales; Brassicaceae. The record is from the annotation of a GenBank genome assembly.
AUGAGAUAUCAACAAUGGCGGUUGAUGCUUCUCCGAAGCUACUACCGUCAGUCUCAAUUCGCUUAUCCUUGUUCUCAGUCUCAGGUAACAUCCAUUUCGACCCGAUCUAUCUCUUCUUUCCUUCACCGACGUUCUGGGAUCGGAUCUAUGAACAAAAGCGAACAACUUGGUCCCUUAAGAUCCCCAAUGACGAGCUCCACAGGCCUGGUGAAAUCGGUGACUCGAAGCUUCUCGUCCGAGUCUGCGAUUGAAGAGAAGCCUUCUGCUGAGAGUACCGUGAUCGAUAUCUUUAGCAGAUUGAGUGGUGAGGAUGAGAUCAGGAAAGAGUUAGAGUCGAGUGAUAUCGUGAUUAGCCAGGAUUUAGCUUUGAAGAUUCUGAGAAAGCUCGAAUCAAACCCGGAUGUUGCGAAAAGGUUUUUCCAGUGGAUUACGGAGGCUUUUCCUGGCGAAGUUAGCUCGAAAAACUAUAACAUGAUGCUGCGUAUUCUCGGCGGUAAUGGACUUGUUGAUGAUUUUUGGGGGUUGGUUGAUGCUAUGAAGAAGAAAGGUCAUGGUUUAUCAGCUAACGUUAGAGAUAAAGUGGGUGAGAAGUUUCAGAAAGAUGGAUUAGAGAGUGAUUUGGCGAGGCUGAAAAGCCAUUUCGUUUCAGAUUGUUUAGAUGAUUCAGCCGAGAAGAUCUGCAAUAGAGUGUGUAAGAUUGUGAUGAAGGAAGAAUGGAGUGAUGAUGUGGAGAAACGGGUGAGAGAUCUGAAUUUUGAGUUUCAGAGUGAUCUAGUGAAGAUAAUUGUGGAGAGUCUUGAUGUUGAGCCCAGGAAAGCUUUGUUGUUCUUCCGGUGGGUUGAUGAGUCUGGCCUCUUUAAGCAUGAUGAGAAAACCUAUAACGCUGUGGCUAGGGUUUUGGGAAAAGAGAAGUUUCUCGACAGGUUUCAGAACGUCGUUGAGGAAAUGGUGAGUGCUGGUUACGAGGUGGAGAUGGAGACGUAUGUUAGAGUUGCGACGAGGUUUUGCCAGAGUAAGUUGAUCAAGGAAGCUGUUGACUUGUUCGAGAUUGCCAUGGCGGGUAGUGUUAGUAACAAGCCUACUCCACACUGCUUAGGUUUGUUGCUCAAGAAGAUUGUCACUGCCAAGGUUCUUGAUAUGGAUUUGUUUGCAAGAGCUGUGAAGGCUUAUACCACAAACGGUAAGGCUUUGACGGAUGCUUUGCUGAAAACUGUGUUGAAGUCCUUGAGAAGUGUGGACAGGAUUGUCCAGAGCAGUGAGGUGUUGAAAGCAAUGAGCGAAGGGGGCUACGUUCCAAGUAGUGAUCUGCAGAGCAUGAUUGCGUCAGAGCUUAGUCGCAAGGGGAAGAAAGACGAAGCUGGUGAACUUGUAGAGUUUAUGGAAGAAUCCGGAAACAACCUGGAUGACAAGGCAAUGGCUUCUCUUGUGGAAGGGUAUUGUGAUUCCGGGGAUGUUGAGGAAGCGUUGGUGAGUUUCGAGAAAAUGAUUGGAAAAGCUGGAGCCUCCUCUACUGAUUAUGCGCUUGAGAAGCUGGUUCGUGCUCACUGCAACAGGAAUCAGGCAAGAGAUGCGUACAAGCUUUUGAGUGCGCAGGUAAAGGAAAAGCUGCUGAAACCUCGUCACAGCACGUACAAAGUCUUGGUGAGGAAUCUGUUGACGAAGAAGAAUGCAAGAGAAGGUGGGUUUGAAGAAGCUUUGAGCCUUUUACCAAUGAUGAAAGGUCAUGGGUUCCCUCCUUUCGUUGAUCCUUUCGUGAGUUACUUCUCAACAACUGGAACAAGCAAGGAAGCUCUCGGUUUUCUCAAGGCUAUGACCUCGAAGGAUUUUCCGUCUAGCUCAGCGUUUCUUCGUGUAUUCGAAACAAUGAUGAAGUCUGCAAGGCACAGCGAGGCGCAGGAUUUACUCGCUUUGUGCCCAAACUAUAUCCGUAGCCAUCCAAGUGUUCUUGAACUCUUCAAUUCCAUGAAGCUCGAUGAAUCUGCUGUAGAAAAGCCUUUGGCUGCUUCUGCUUAG